AAGUCCUUGAAGAUCAUAGAAGCACAAUGUUUGGGUUGGGUUGGAAAGGUCCUUGAAGGUCACACGUCCUGCCCCGUAGGUCUGCCAGCAGCCCGAGUGCGGGAAGUGCAAGGCGUGCCAGAACAUGGUGAAGUUCGGGGGCAGCGGCCGCAGCAAGCAGGCGUGCCUGCAGAGGAGGUGCCCCAAUCUGGCGGUGCGGGAGGCAGACGAGGACGAGGAGGUGGACGACAACAUCCCCGAGAUGCCCUCCCCCAAAAAGAUGCUGCAGGGGAGGAAGAAGAAGCAGAAUAAGAGCCGCAUCUCCUGGGUGGGGGAACCCAUCAAGAGCGAUGGGAAGAAGGAUUUCUACCAGAGGGUCUGCAUCGACUCCGAGACCCUGGAGGUGGGGGACUGCGUCUCCGUCAGCCCCGACGAUCCCACCAAGCCCCUCUACCUCGCCAGGUGGGUCCGGCCCCGUGGGGGGGCUGCUAAUUAGGGGGGGCUGCCAAUUAGGGGGGGCUGCCAAUUAGGGGGGGCUGCCAAUUAGGGGGCGCUGAUUGCAAUUAGAGUCGCGGAACCGUUGAGGUUGGGACCCCCAACCCAUCCCCCCCUGCGUCCUCUGAACCACGUCCCAAAAUGGGGUCAAUGGGGGUGUUGGAUUUGGGGUUGGGGUUGGGA
Molecule: messenger RNA, 657 nt
Organism: Phasianus colchicus (ring-necked pheasant)
Lineage: Eukaryota; Metazoa; Chordata; Aves; Galliformes; Phasianidae
Source: RefSeq, a predicted model, not a curated record